AUGAAGAAUGAUGCUUACAAUCACGAAACUAUGAACCACAAUGUUGAUGAAGUUGAAACAAUACCGAACGAGCAUACUGAUGAUGAUCAAUUACUCUCAACAUUGAUUUCAAUGUUUCCAAAUAAACCCAUCGAAAUUUUGAGGAAUUCUUUAAAAAGUGCAGAUAAUGAUAUAGAAUUAGCCAUCUCCAUCCUCUUAAGCGGGAAUAAUGCUAAUGCUAGUGCUAGUGCUAGUGCUAGUGCUAAUGCUAAUGCUAAUGCUAAAGAUAAUACCAAGUCGAUAUCUGAAGGUGAACAGAAAUUACAAACGUAUUUGGAUAUGUUUCCUACAAUUGCUAAAUCUUUCAUAAAAUCUGCCUAUAAAAGAUAUCAUAAUUCUAAACCUCACAUAAGUGAUGAUGAAUUGAUUACUGAAUUAUUGAAUUUCGAAUUAUUAUCAUCAGAAGAUGCAAAGGCACAAAAAAUUAUACAAAAUCAAAUAAAAUUGAAGAAGAAUGAUACUACUAUGAACAUGAAAAUUGGGAAAAAAAAUCCUUGGAAUUCUGUAUCGGAUAAUAUACAAACAAUUAUACAGUUUACCAUGGUCUCAAGGGAUGUGGCAAGUAGAUACCUUUUCCACAAUCAAAUGAAUCCUGUCUUGGCCAUCAUAGAUAUUAUAUUCAAUUAUACUAAUACUACUAUAGAAAAAAAUCAAAACUUACAUCAAAAGGUGGAAGGAAAAGAAGCUCCUGCUACCAUUUCAAGCACGUUUAUUAGAAAUAAGGCCAAUUAUGGUCGUGUUCAGUCGAAUAAUGGGUUUGCUCAUUUAUCUACUAAGACGCAACAACAAAGGUCAAAAUCAAAUUCUUCUCGAACGAUACCGGAAAAAAAGAUUAGCAACGAGGAGGUUAUAUUAUCGACAUUCGUGCCUUCACAAGAAACGGGAAAACCAUUUAGAUAUUCUGCAAAUGAUCCAAAUGUAAUUGAAUUAAAUUCAAUAAUUAAUGAUGAUUCGAAUUUACCAUUAAAAUCAAUAAAUCCACUAUUCUAUAAAAACUGCCUACGAUUUUUCAACGGUGACAUCAAUAAAAUCAUACCGCUAGCUUUAUUCAUAAUUAAAGAUAAUUUAGCUAACGCUACUUUCAUUCAUAACCUAGGAACAAAAGAAAAUAACGUCAAUCCUAAUGAUGAUACCUCUAACUAUAAAUUCAUUGAAGUGACCUCUUCUUCUUCGAAAAGGAAAGCAACGAAAAAACAUAAAUCGACAUCAAGAUCAAAUAGUGCUGACAAUCUUUCAAUAUCAACGCCUCUGCAGCAGCCCAACAACUUCAAAGACUACCAAAGGGAAGGUCUUCAAAUGAUUUCCAACUUAUUCGAAACAUAUACUUUGGAUUUCCAUGGGUUUCAAUCAUCAGAUGCAAUAAAUAUAUUAAAAUUAGGUUUGAAUAAAUGGUGGAGCAAAGAAUUACUGGAAAGGGAAAUUAACUCCAAGAAAUAUUCAAUUACCAAAUCAAAUAAAGUGAUUUAUUUGAAACCCUUGACUUUGAUAACAGGGAGAGGGCUACAUAGUGUUGGUGGGGUACCAAGAAUUAAAAUUCAAGUGAAGAAAUAUUUGAAUCAAAAUAAUUUUGUUUAUUGGGAAGAGCCUUCAUUCUUUAUAGUUGAGGGGAAAAGGCAGAAAUAG
Messenger RNA from Naumovozyma dairenensis CBS 421, 1662 nucleotides. It is a transcript of the gene CUE2, whose product is annotated as Cue2p. Gene Ontology annotation, molecular function: ubiquitin binding. The record is from RefSeq and is a predicted model, not a curated record. The transcript has a single exon. Lineage: Eukaryota; Fungi; Ascomycota; Saccharomycetes; Saccharomycetales; Saccharomycetaceae. Bases 1 to 1662 code for a protein of 553 amino acids.